AUGGUUAAUGUUGCAAAUACUACAUAUGAUGCAUCUAAUAGUUGGAUUUAAUCUUAUUGUAUUUUAUUAGCUUAUGAUAUUGUUGUUAUUGGAAUUUUAGUCUCUGCUGUUAAGUUUAUUUUGUUUAAGAGUAAGCUUACUAAAGGAAAUAAAGCUAAAGUUUUUUAAUAAGAUUUAGAUUUAGAUUUGUUUUGA
Ichthyophthirius multifiliis is the source of this 195-nucleotide messenger RNA. RefSeq lists its product as hypothetical. The record is from RefSeq and is a predicted model, not a curated record. Lineage: Eukaryota; Ciliophora; Oligohymenophorea; Hymenostomatida. The transcript is spliced from 2 exons.